This is a messenger RNA of Ectocarpus siliculosus, 6334 nucleotides long. NCBI's taxonomy places the organism in Eukaryota, Phaeophyceae, Ectocarpales, Ectocarpaceae. The record is from the annotation of a GenBank genome assembly.
AUGUAUGUGGGAUUCUUCGUUACCAAUCUGCGCGCCCCCGCGGAUGGUCGGCCAGGUCGGCGUCCCAGAGCAGAGCGUUGUGUGCGAGCAGUGCAGUGGGUCGCGUGUGUUGGAGCUCUUACCGGCGAUCUGGUGCAUCAGCGAGAGGGUUGUCCAACUUGCUGGGGAGGGAGAGCACCAACAACAACAGAGAUGGCGGCCAACAACGCCGAUGAGUCCCCCCUGGGCUUCGCCGGCGACAUCGACGGCGGCACCUCGUCCUUCCGGCUAUCGUCAGGACAACAACCCCCACCUUCGCUUGGCAACGCCGGCCACGGCGCCAGCUCGGCCUUGCCCGUUCAGAUGGGUCGUCUCCCACCGCCCUCCCCGCAGGACCGGGGUCUAGUCGGCGGAGGUGUUUUGCUGGAAGGGGUCGAAGCGGGGCGGACCGUCGUGACGUGGCGGGCGCAGGAGUCGGGGCUCUGGCUGGAGGAGCGAGGGUUGGACGACGACCUGGAGGGGGGCGGGUUACACCUGCAGCUGCAAGGCGGCGUCUCCAGCGCCGGUGCCGUGGGCGUCUUCGGAGCCGGGGACGGAGGGGGGGACCAAUCGUCGCUGGCGGUGUGCGCCUACACGGACGACAGGGUGGUUCACAGGGUGCUGCUGCAGCGGCCGGCAGCCCCUCCCGGCGACAAGGCACAAUCCGCGUUGAGCGCCAUGUCGGCGCCGCAGGGGCGCAAGGUGGCGAAGCUUGGCUGCAGGGAAGGCGGGCUCGGCCCCAGCUGCUGGAUAAAUAGGGAUCUUCUUGUUGUCGGCGGGAUGGACGGGAGCCUGCACUGCGUCACGAUCGCGGAGGGCAUCGACGGGCAGACGGCCUCUUUGUGCGAGGAAACCCUGAGGGUCAAGACCGGCUGGAACCCUCUCGCUGUGGGAAGCGGAGACAACGCUAGCGCCGUCGCUGUCACCGGCUUCUGGCGAGAGGAGGAGAAACAAGCCGUGGUCCUUACGCUUCACACGGACUGGUCGUUCCGGGUGUGGGUGACCUCGCGCGCCAGCACCGGCGCCAAGCGGAGAGGGGGGGGCUUGGUGAGCCGGGUGGACGCUCGGCAAUUCCUCGGCUCGCCUCACGAGCGCCAGACGGCUGCGGUGGACGGUUCGAGCUGUUUCCUGUCCCCGGUUGCGGCCGUUGCCAACCCGGAGGAAGAGAACUUCGUCGUCGCGGCUGUCGCGGCCGAAGGAGGUCUCCCCGUCCACAUCGUGCUCACCAUCUCACCCAGAGGUGGAGAGCUGGUGAGGAGAUGUGAAUUCGAGGCCCCUAGCGAAGCAGGCCCGCUGGUGGAUGCCCACGUGAACCACAAGGGGAUCGUCUGGACUCUGUGGGACCGCCCUCGGGGAGGCGGCGGGGUUUCCAGUGGAUGCGGAGGCGUGUCGAGCUACGGGGAGAACGGGACGUUCGACUCCGUUCACCACCAGACGAUCGACGAGUGGCUGGGUUCUCAACAAGAGGAGGACGCGGUUCUCGACGAGCUGUUCAGGAGAAAGGGGGGGUGGCCCGGGUUGGUGGCCCUGCGGUGCCCCCCCCAGGGAGGAGGGGGGAGGGGCACGAGAGCAGUGGCGCUCGACUCGGUGGAGUUGAUGGAGAGCUUCUACCUGAGAAGGAUGUUUACGGCGGGGAGGUUUGGGCGGCGCGUCCUGGCGUCUGCGAUUCGGGAGGCGGUUCCCUUGAUGCACAACGCUGGGCCGCUCUCCUCCAACUCCACAUCGCUGCAAGACUUGCAAAACCUGGCUUUGGAGGGAGUGCGCAAUGCCGCUGAGCAAGCUUUCAGGACGCUCGACGAGGAGAACGACAAGGACGACCCGCUCGCCAUGUCUCCGACGGCUCAGCAAGCUCUGAGGGACGUGCACGGGUUUUGGAAGCGGUUGUUGCUGGCGUGCGUGGAGGGGGGACGGGCGGAGGCUCGGCCCUUGGGGUUGGUUCCCGGCGGCAUGGAGACCUUCGUGACGCCCUUUGUGGUACGGGCCGGGCGCACGACAUGUCUCAUGCCCCGCGGUGAUAGAAGGGGCGGCAUCAGCAUGGCCGUGGCGGUGGCGGUGGCGGGAACAUCAUCGCCACGGCAGGGUCAGGGGUCCCUCACGACGGACGGUGGCGGCGGCGGCGGCAGUAGCUGCGAUAGGCGCGUGGCAAGGCUACGGGGCCUCGCCGCCGGAGUUCCGGCGGCGUUUGAGGAGGCCUUGGUUGCCGAGUCCGGGGGACGGGUUGUCGUCGCCACCGCUGCCGCCGCCGGAGGCGGGGGGGCGGCGGCUGCGGCGGCGGCCUGGUUUCGGGGUUUCGAGGCGGAGUCGGCGUUGGCGAGAGAGGGGACGGCGGGGGGCCUCGCGGACGCGGAGAACCUCCCCCGGGGGCUGGGGGAGGAGGGGGGUUACAAGCGGGAGCAAGCGUCGUUUCUGAGGAAGGUUUCCGACGUUCUGCUCCGGAGCACUACCGGUGCCUGCCUCGCGGAAGCGGCCGCCGCGGUCUUGCAGACGGAUGCCGUGCGCGACGUCCUCACCUGGGCAGAGAGCCUGAAGCCGGCGAAGGAACCGCCUCGGUCCCGCCCCCUCGGACACGGCGGAGGAGUUUGCGGGUGUUCUUCCGGGAUAGCUACCGCCGCUGCGUUCGGGACUGUCAAGCUUAUGAAAGAGAGGUCGGCGGAAGCACGCAACACGGCAGUGGUGCUCAUGCUGGUGCUCGAGCAGGUCGACAGACUCGGACUCGCUGACCAGCUCGAGGCCAACAUCGUCGCGACCGCCCUGCCUGUGGCUCUCAAGUGCAUGAACCAAUACGCCCUGUCUGCAGAAGUGGGGAGCCACCAUCUCCGCGUGCGGGGCGGAACGCAUCCCGUAGCCUCGUGGCGUGGUGGCAGGAGCGGCUGGGGCGGCGGCGGCGGUAUCGGCGACGCGCAGCCGGCCUCCGUCGCCGCAUCAAAGCCCUGGGGUUGCACGGCUCUCGAGGGCCUUUUCCUGGACAGCCGGGGUGUGGUGCAAGACUACUGGGCCAUGUCGACGGAGGCUAGUACGAGGGGGCGCCAGCUGGGUCUUGGGGGGGUCCCGUCGCUGCUUGCGGGGAUGUGCGAGGGUACCCUCAGGUCCCACCUGACGGGCCUCGACAGCGGCGGGCUGGUUUCGUUCCUACACGCCAGCGAGCAGUACCAGCUGGCCCUGCCUCUGGUUGGACUGGCGGUGGAGUGGCAGUGGCGCAUGAAAGUCGGGCCCCCCCCCCCCCCCCCCCCCCACCGCCCAGAGCCGCAUACUGCGGUGCUGACGUCUAUCGCGCGGGGUUUCCUAUACUCUGCGGAAGCGGCUGCUCGUUCGGAGGGCGGGGGGAGUUCGUCAUCGGGCCCUCUUCUUGACCGGGCCACCAAGUGGUACCUGAAGUCGUCGCAGGCCCUCAGAGCCCAACUCCUCCGGCCCGGUGGCGGGGGCGGCCACAACCAGGCGGAGUCGGUGGUGGAACACUUCGAGGGUGCCCUGCUAGAGGUGGAGCGUGUGAGGGAAGGGUUGAGGAGGAGGACGACGACGGGCGGGGUGCGGGCAGCGGCGGCGGCGUUGGUAGCCCAGGGGGCCGGGGAGAGAGGUGGUGGUGGCGGCGGCGGCGGCGGUGGGGAAGACUUUGGAGGAAGGGGGCCCGUGAAUGCGCUGGAGCUUGCCCGCGCGGCGCUCGAAACGGAGAGGGAGCUCCGAGGAUCGGCGGGGGAUCAACAGCAGCAGCACCAUCACCAACGGCAGGCGAGGCUUUGCCAGCUGGUUUUCAAGCACGCCUCUGAAGCGUUGUGUUUCCGGGAGGCGUUCGACGCGGUCUGCGACAACCCCAUCGACCAGCAGCGGAAGGAGAACCUCGCGGCGCUUGUGCAGCACAUGUGCGAGAGCGGACGGCUCGGCGAGCUGUGCUCGCUGUCCCUCGCCGACUGCCCCCACGGAGGCGGUUGGCACCCCUCUGGCGUCGUAGACAGUGCGCUGUGGCCGCUGGCGCGGCGGUCGAGUGUUGACGAUCUCGUUGGAGGGCCGGGGGGGAAGGGGAGGUCGAGAGUCAACUACUACGACUGCCUGUACGCGUUCUACAUGGCCCGGGGGGAGGAGGUAGCGGCCGCUCGUGCUCAGGACGAGCUGAGAGAGAGCCCGGCUCGAUCGUUCGACCGCUGGAAGCCCCAUUCCGCCGCCUCCACCUUGCCGUUCGCGGCGGGCGCUCAGCGAGCUCGCCUGGCGGCGCUGAACGCUCUCUCCGUCGCCGGCAACGCCUACCCCUCCUCCGAUGACACGGCCGCCGCGACGGUGGCGUCUAUCUGCCCCCCCGCGGGAGAGCGCCGUCUCGACGGCUACGGGCGGCCGGCGGGGGUCCGCACCGUGGCGGUUCUUGGACGCGAGGCUGUCUCGGCAGCAGGGGCGAUCGGAUUAGCCGUGGUUAAGGGCCGCGAAGGAGGAAGGGGUGCAAGAGUUUGGUGGACGGUGCGCGGGGAAAGAAGAGGGGUGGUGGAGGCGUUGGCCUUGGGCGGGAGGUACGAGGAGGCAGCGGAUGUGGUGCUGGAGGGGUUGGCACACCAGCCGCGUUUGAUGGUGGAGGAGAUGGACAAACUCGUCAGCGCCCUCGCCCGCGCUUGCGUUCGGACCGAGGACAUCGCCAAAGGGUACGAGGUUGGGCCGCUCCCGCCGCUCGUUCGGGGGGUGGGUCCGCUCAAGCCAAGGGUACCGGUGCCAUCGGCGGAGGCGGAGGGCGACACGACGGCAACCGCGAGGGCCCGCGCGCCCGAGCACGCCACGUCGCUGUGGCCUGUCCUUCGCCAACUUCUCAGGCUGGACAGCGCGGAUAACAACUUCUCGUACCAUACGGCUGCUGUAGCGGUGUUGCUGGAAGGGAUGCCAGCAUCGACGUUGCCACGAUGGGUGGAAGACUCGUACCUGGGCUUGGGCCAGGAGUUGCCGGACCCCCCCGCAAACGCCAACGCCUUCCCGCCGCCGCAACCCCGGGCUCUCCUCGCUCCGUGGAAGGCUUUCACCUCCGGAAGGGGGGGGAACGGCGCCAGCGGCCCCGACCCCACAAAGCUGCUCGAUAUGUACGUGAUGGACGGGCGCCUGGAGGAGGCGUGUUUGUUCCUGUCGAGGGUACUCGACACCCGGGAGGUUGGGGACAUCGGCGCCCUCACAGAGCUUGUGCCAGAGAAGGACGGCGGGACGGAUUACCUCCCGUACGCCUCGAUAGACCGUCUUUUCGCCCUCAGCGAAGCGAGCCUCGCACGGUCGAAGGGGCCCCCGACGACUCAGAAGGAGGGGUGGGUAACCGCCGGUGGCCUCGCGGGGGCUUUCGAGACGGCCCAGGAGAGGCUGGUGGGGUACUUGAAGGUCGCCAAGGCCGUAUCGGACCAAGCCCAGCCGAACCGAGCCGCGGAGGCGGCAGCGGCAGGCCGGGGGAUCUGCGACGCUUCGGCUUUCAUGAUGACGGACUAACCGGUUGGUUUCCAAUGCUCGCUACGCUUUCGAGUGUUUUUUUUAAGGUGUUGUAUGGGAUCUGGAAUGUUUGAAAAAGUAAGGCUGGUUGGUUGUGUUUUUUUUCUUAGAAAAAGGAGGGGAAAAGGAGACGCAGCGUCGGGUCUGCUUGCCACCAACUGCAUUUUCUAGUACCAGUAGUAUUUUUUUCAUUGGCGGGAUGGGGCGGGAGGUUAUGAGACUUCGAUCUGUGUUAACGUGAGGCCUCCCACGUUAGUGGAGACCAGCGGACGUUAUGAUGAGAAAACAACAUUUUCAAUGUGAGGACAACCACCCAAGUGACGUGAGUUUUGUCGUUUCUUUGACUUCGUCGUUUUCCUUGGGGCGUUUUCUAAUUAGUCGGGAGCACGGUGGCGGUUUGAGGGCGCACCUGCUUGUUGUGGCCCCACGCGCUUGCUUGGCGCUUGGACACCGGUAACCACACCGAGUGGGCGGCAUCAGAAAAAGGCCCCAAGGCGGUGAAGACUUUUGAUUGGGCCAUUUGUUCUGUAGGCUUUUGAUUUGGCCCGUUUGUUCUGUAGGCUUGUGAUUGGCCCAAUCGUUCUGUAGACUGUUGAUUGGCCCAUUUGUUCGUUGUUGUCGCGCCCGAGCUUGAAGCAGCGCAAACAUACGUAUAGUGCUGUAGAGGUUACCCCGUUUGGCGGAAGGAGGAGGGCGGCAGUAGGCACCAGCGGUAUCAAAGCCAGAACAUUCCGCACGUGUCGGUCAAAGUACACCAACCUUGUAUUCUCCAACCUACCCUCGGGGCUACGGACGGUAGUACAAUAAUAGUGACACAAGCAAUUGCUGGUCGUGGGGGUCAUUGGCUAGAUGGUGUAAAGGAUGGGAUGGAACACAU